UAUACCUGUGGAGCGCGUAAACCGCAAGACACAACAGCGCUUUAGUGUUGAUCAUCAAUUUGACUUUUUCAAUUUCUCGUCGUUAUUUUCUUCUUUUAUUACUCUUAUCUCUAAGAUUUCCAAUCACGUGAAUAUUUUUACCUUUUGGAGUAACAUUUACCGAAACCCCGUUUUGCAACAAGGAAUGAUGCUCAUGAACACCCGGUCAUAGAGUAAGAAGAGAUCACUGGUGUUUUCAGAAGCUGCUCUGAAGAACAAGCUGACUGAACAUCUCAACAGCAUGGAGUUUUCACUGGCUCAUCCGGCUGUGAAAGCAUUCAUGUGUGGCUCUCUGAGCGGGACGUGCUCCACACUGCUCUUCCAGCCUCUGGACCUGGUGAAAACACGUCUGCAGACCCUACAGAACGGCAUCCAGCCCGGGUCGGGUCGGGUUGGCAUGGUCACGGUCUUUGUAAGUGUCCUGCGGACAGAGAAGCUCCUCGGACUGUGGAGAGGCAUUUCGCCUUCAUUUGUGCGCUGUAUUCCAGGAGUCGGCAUCUACUUCAGCACAUAUUUCACUCUAAAGCAGCACUUCUUCGCAGAUGGGGCCCCGGGGCCCUUACAGGCCAUACUUCUGGGAGCCGGAGCCAGAUGUCUCGCAGGAGUCUGCAUGCUGCCCAUCACUGUCAUCAAAACACGCUUCGAGAGCGGCCGCUAUAAGUACAGCAGUGUGUUAGGAGCGCUGCGGUGUGUGUGUCGGACGGAGGGCCCGAAGGCUCUGUUCUCAGGUCUGACGGCCACGCUGCUCAGAGAUGCACCGUUCUCCGGGAUAUACGUCAUGAUCUACAGCCAGGCCAAAUACACGCUGCCACGAGAGAUCAGUCAGUCGUCUUACACCCCGCUAGCAAACUUCAGCUGUGGCAUUCUGGCCGGUGUUCUGGCCUCUAUUGUAACCCAGCCGGCAGAUGUAGUGAAAACUCACGUUCAAGUGAGUCCAGACCUCUUCAGCAGGACAUCAGAUGUGAUUCGAUACAUUUACAAGGAGCACGGUUUGGUGGGGUUUUUCCGUGGCGCAGUUCCUCGCUCUCUCAGGAGAACCAUGAUGGCGGCGAUGGCGUGGACGGUGUAUGAGCAGCUGAUGGCUCAGAUGGGCCUUAAAUCUUGAGACUGAUCAAAACCACAUCACACACUGAAUGAGAUCUUCACGCGGGACGUUUCUUUAACUGUGAUCGCAGUUCCCCGAACUUUUUAUUUUCAAUUAACUGAAGUGAGAAUCAUGCUGUAAAUACAGAUGUGAACUUUAAAAUGCACUUUAUACCCACUUGGCUUCUCUUGUCUGUUUUUGAGUAAAUAAUGCUGCUUAUGUUGUGCUAUAAUAAAGUUUUUAUACGAUGUGCGCUUUA
This is a messenger RNA of Onychostoma macrolepis, 1382 nucleotides long. RefSeq names its product solute carrier family 25 member 38a (gene slc25a38a). The coding region runs from base 281 to 1144 and encodes 287 amino acids. Gene Ontology annotation, cellular component: mitochondrion; mitochondrial inner membrane. The transcript is spliced from 8 exons. Lineage: Eukaryota; Metazoa; Chordata; Actinopteri; Cypriniformes; Cyprinidae. The record is from RefSeq and is a predicted model, not a curated record. Gene Ontology annotation, molecular function: glycine transmembrane transporter activity. Gene Ontology annotation, biological process: glycine import into mitochondrion.